UAUACCAACAAGAAACGGAGCUGUAGACCCGCAAGCAAAAGCAACGGACUUUAAAACCCUAAAAAUUUUUAAUCUCCACUCGCAAGACAUUCUUUUCUUUUCUUCUCUCGCAAAACAACGAGAGAGAACUCUGCAUUUAAUCGAAUUGAUCUGAUUAGUUUUAAAAAAAAAUUAUAUAAAAAUAAUAAAAAGAACGGAAGAACAUUGAAAAUGUCGGCUGUAGUCUGCGGCAAGAGAUCAUACUUUGAUGAAAUUCCGGCACCUAACUCAGGCUCAUCGUCGCCGCCGAGUGCAAAGAAGCUUCGUUGCUCGUCCUCCACCUCUCCGGUCCGGUUCCCGGUUUCGCCGCCUCCGCCGUCGCCUUCGCCGAGCCUCAUUGAUCAGCUGAGAGCCCAGUUUCCUGAUUUCGACACUGAGCUUCUUGAGAAGGCUUUAGAAGAAUGUGGCUACAACUUGGAUGCUGCUAACAAAUGCUUGAAUGAGAUGCGGCUUGGACUUGCACAGGGGAAGUCCUGUGGUAAUGUUGAAGUAAAUGCAAAUAUGCAGAGUGGUGCAUGGCCAACUAAUGGAGUGGUAAUGCCUACUGAAGAUCAUACCGUCCAAGGUAACAUUCCAAUUGACGGUGUUCAUUGGGUUGAUAUGUUUGUGAGGGAGAUGAUGAGCGCUACUAGCAUUGAUGAUGCUAGAGCUCGUGCUUCUAGAUUAUUGGUUGCUUUGGAGAAAACCAUUUGUGUGCAAGCUGGUGCAGAAGCAGCUCAAAACAUUCAGAAGGAAAAUAUGAUGCUGAAGGAGCAAGCCGAAGGGCUUCUCAGAGAAAAUGGCAUUCUGAAACGUGCUGUGGCCAUCCAACAUGAGCGCCAGAAGGAGCUUGACGAUAAAAACCAAGAGGUGCAGCAAUUGAAGCAGCUGGUUACUCAAUAUCAGGAGCAACUGAGAACUCUACAGGUGAACAAUUAUGCGUUGAAACUGCAUUUGCAGCAGGCUCAGCAGUCCAACUCGAUGCCUGGACAUUUCCAUCCAGAUAUCUUCUAAUAAACAUAGAAAAUUUAAACUAGUCAUAUAUGCUUGCUGGCUUCUUUUAGAUCUCAUGUAGGGUGUUUGAAAGCAUCUUGUAAAUGAUGAUCACCAAAUAGGGAACAUGAACAGGAUUUGAUUUGAUUGGUACUUGUAUGCUUUAGGGAGCUUUGAUGGAUAUUGUGGAAAACAGGAAAAGAGAGGUUUACUUCUGAUGUUUUCACUAA
Ipomoea triloba (trilobed morning glory) is the source of this 1241-nucleotide messenger RNA. RefSeq lists its product as uncharacterized. The coding region runs from base 211 to 1032 and encodes 273 amino acids. Gene Ontology annotation, molecular function: ubiquitin binding. The transcript is spliced from 5 exons. NCBI's taxonomy places the organism in Eukaryota, Viridiplantae, Streptophyta, Magnoliopsida, Solanales, Convolvulaceae. The record is from RefSeq and is a predicted model, not a curated record.